AUGGUGGGAACAUACGAGCAUUUUGUUGCUUUUGGCACGGAUCUUGUCGGCAUCGAGCGAAUUCUCCGUGGUUUUCAAGCGAUAUGCUCUCUUCUAGUCUGGUAUCCGGCUCUAUUUGCCCUUAUCCAGCCUAAGGUGCCAUCGACAUUAUCUCUCCGCGCUCUAGGCGGCCAGAUCAACGUCUCCCGACGUUUCAUUCGGUUCUUCCGCUUUUUGGACACUUUCCGCGCAGGAUGGCUCGUCUACGUCGCCCAGGGUGACAAGAGCAUUGAUAUGUGGCUUGAUAUCAUUAGCAAGACUUGUUUCGGCAUGUUCGGCAUGAUGGAGACUUUGACCCUCCUCGAUCUCUGCGGCAUCGAGAACCUCCGUGUCUUUAGUGCUGAGAGGUUCCAGGAGAUUGAUUACCAGUCGCAACUUUUCUGGUUUGCUGGAUUGUACACCUCUGUUCUUGUCACGGUUAUCAGACUGUAUCGAUUAGUCGCUGGUACUCCUGCCUCUGUCAAGCGCGAGACUGUCAGCAUCAGCUCUACUGAGAAGCCAGCUGAACUUAUCACUGCAGAGAAGGAGACUGCCGUUCUCUCUGAAAAAAUGACCAAGGACGAUCUCGACAAGGAGCGUGAGCGUCUCAAGAGCAUCGUCAAUAAACGCAAGACCGAAAGACGUGCUUGGAUCAAGAAGUUUAAGAGAGAGGGCUACGUUCUCCUCCGCGCUCUCGUUUCUGAUCUCCUUGAUAUGCUUCUUCCUACCACUACAGUUGGCUGGGUCAAGCUUGAGCCCGGCUUGGUUAGUUUGGCCAUGUUUAUCACCACUUUUACUACAGGUCAGGCUGUAUGGGAGAGGGUUGGACAGAAUCUUCAACGACAGAAGCAGUAG
Messenger RNA from Fusarium proliferatum ET1, 873 nucleotides. RefSeq lists its product as uncharacterized. NCBI's taxonomy places the organism in Eukaryota, Fungi, Ascomycota, Sordariomycetes, Hypocreales, Nectriaceae. The record is from RefSeq and is a predicted model, not a curated record. Bases 1 to 873 code for a protein of 290 amino acids. The transcript is spliced from 2 exons. Gene Ontology annotation, cellular component: peroxisomal membrane. Gene Ontology annotation, biological process: peroxisome fission; regulation of peroxisome size.